GUUUGCAACCGUUUCGAGACCUGUCGAACGAAUACAGAAUUGUAACAAACAACCUCCAAUAUGCUUCUAUCUUUAAAUCUGUAUAAUCUGCUGGAGAAUCGUAGUCUCUUUCGUAGCGCCGUCGCUCUGUCUCAAGAAUCAAAGCUUUUUCCAUUUCUUGGAAAGUAACUGGUUAGCAAGUCACCUCAAUCGAGCUUACGUUGAAAGGUCCCGUUCCAGUUGUAGACAUCGAUUUAUCGAGCCGAGCACAUUUCAGUGUGCUCCACAGUUACGGAUCAGAGCGGCCAAGGUAUCAUGUUUGCCAUUUUCUGUUGUUGAUCAGCCCAAUAGAUAAAAAAUUAACAUUUCGUAGUAAAAACUGUCGUGUCACAAAUCAUAAAUUUGGAAGAGAAAUAGCGAUUGAUUUUAAUUCCUAUGUGACUGAGUCUGAUGUGACUCGACCAUUUCGUGACUGUGUUUAGUUUUCUUUUUCCGUCACGCAACUUGUUGACAGAUCUAAAGAGCUAGUUUCUCGUCAUUGACUGCAAAGUUAGUUUUAUUAAAUGUAGCUAGUCUUAGGAUCACAAGUUAAAACUGAAAAAAAGAAGAGCUUAAUUGGAGCUAAAAUAUCCAACCUUGGAUUUUGUUUUGCUUUUGUUAUAUUUCGUACUUGAAUAGUUCUUGUCAGAUUUGGUUGACCUUCGGUUAUGGAAAUAAGGAUACACAGUAAGUUUUCUAGAGCUCAAACGAAAAUUUGCGAAGGUGCUUUAGGACAGCUUAAAUUUUAAUGAUCAACUUUAAACGUGCGGCUAGAAUAAAUCUUAAAAACGUGAUUGACUCAAGGAUCUAAGUCACAAAAUUUUGUAUCAUUCGCUCGAUCCCCAAAACCUAUCUCUAACCUGAAAAUAAAACAUUUCUUACUUAAGUCGUUUUUAUUUUGUGUUAUGGCUCACUGAUUCGGCAGCCUACGUUUGUCUUGCAUUGUUGCCGGAGUAGUCGGGCUUUUUUUUUUCCAGGAAUAUGCUUCGAGCUCUUUGAAUCUCUGUCACUAAUAAUCGAGCUUUUUCGAUCGUUUACUGUUACGGGUACCGGUCGACAGCAGUAACCAGUACACGAAGGCUAUCACGGGCAUAAAUGUUCUUCCCUGUCUUUGUAACGAACUGUUACGUAAAAACCCCUCGAGCCAAGGUUACGAAUUAUAAUCUCGACUGAACUUCAUUUAGGCCACCUAUGUUUAAGGGGCGGAAGUCAUGUUUUUUUUAGGUAUAUUUGUGUUCUUUCUUUAAGUAUAGGCCCAAAACAUCCAAUUUGCUGAAUAGCACUCUCCCUUGCCAGAAAUUCGUACCCACAAAACAAUCGAAGAAGAUUUCUAAGCUACUUAAUCAAACGCAAUCGUUUUAAUCCUGUUCGUUUAACCAUUCACAUAGAUUUAAGCAGAGACCGUCACGUUCGAUAUUGGCCAUUAGGCUUAAAUUUCUUUAUUCUGUUUCGCAGUUUUGGUCACAGAGGAAAGGAAGAACUUGGUUCUGAUCUCUACAAUCGUUUGUCCUCUUUAAAAUGUCUGCUUCUCCGGACCCAGAUGAGGUGCUUCGUUCUUCGAAAGGGUGAGAUAAUUUUCAACGAAUAGCACGGGUCUUGAUAAGUGGAGGUACUGUGCUGUUGAGGGAGGUUUUUGACGUUAGGUGUCCUCCAAGUAGUCUUCCCACAAUGCUUCAGAAUCCAGCCACAGAGAAGCUACUUAAAGCAGCAAAGCUCACCAAACCACAGAGGGACUGCUUGUACCCUUCCCCAGGGGUGUAUGGAAAGUCAACAAAAUUUGAUAUAACUCUCCUUUUCCGGCUGCUGAGGACGAUAUGCGGCCUCACCCCUCCUGCCACGGGCUGGGAUGCGCUACCGGCACGUACAGACCACAGCCUUGAAGCCGAUUUAGCGAGAAUUAAAUACUACCGCAAUUCGAUAUACGGUCAUGUCAACGAGAACAUGGAAAUAACUGAUGAUGAGUUUUUAGUUCUUUGGAGAGAAAUCAGCGAGGCUCUGAUGAGAAUUGCGGGUCAGAUCAGCGCUGUCAAGAAAAUGGAAUGGCAAACCUCUCUUGACAAAUUCUUGAAAGAUCCCUUUACUAAAGAAGAUGAGAGACUUGUGGAGGAAUUAAAGGUCUGGUACCAGAAUGAUACGGAAGUGAAGGAAUACAUGGACAGGUUGGAUUCUUCAGUGAAGCAUGUGGAGAAAGCAGUUCACGACGAAGGGCAAGAAGUUCAGUACUUGAGACAAGAGGUCCGAGACGAGGCCCAAGACAUUAAAGACCAGCUUAGUGGAAAAGUUAAAGCCACAACUCAAGAAGUGCAGUGCUUGAGAGAAGAAUUAAGAGAAAAAACCCACGGCAUAAAAGAAAAGCUUCAAGGAAUCAAAGAUCAUUUGAACCAGGGGAGCCGAUUGAACUCAUCAACUGGAGUUCGACUCAGAGUGCGGAUCGACUGUGAAACUGACCCAGAACCUUGUCCAUCUGUGGAAUCCUCAGUGGCUCUAACCACACAGGGUACCAAAUCGGUUGGCCAAGAGAUGACAGUAGCUGGAGUUCAGCGCAAGGCAGCGGACCCUAUCAAGUCAACUAAUCAACCAGGUGUUGAAGUAACAGGAGUCGUGGACUCGACACCCGUUUCAAUCGAUCAUAUACCCAGUACACAACCGGACUUAAAUUUAAUUGCAACCACCUCAGAGCCUUAUCCGUUGGUUGAAACGUCAAGAAGAAUGGUUCUCACCACGCAGGGUAACCAAUCAGUUGAGCACGAGAAGGUAGUAUCUGGAGUUAAGCGCAAGGCAGUGGACCCUAUUACAUCAACUGGACAAUCAACCGCUGAAGGGACUGGAAUCGUUGAGAUGGCAACUGCGCCAAGUGGUGAUAUACCCAGUUCACAACAAAUCUUGAAUUUGAUUGCUGAGAAGUACCUUAGGAGAACUGAUAUGUCUGACAAAGACAAGUUAAAUGGUUUUGUAAGAUAUAUGGAAGGUGUGCGUAAAGUCAUCUUUGUAGAAGCUAAGACUGGAAGCUUGAUCAUUACAGUGGAAUGUAGAUCUCUAAAGAUACUGGAGGAUCUGUGGUACGACUAUUGCACAGGGUGCCUAAGUGAAAUGGCACAGAAAUAUCUUGUGACCGAAGAAAUUUUGAUGACGUUUGGCCUCGAUCAAGUGAAACUCUCGACAACUAUCGAAGAGGAAGACUAUCGAGCUGCCAGACGAUAUUUCUUGCAUGGUUCGGCUGAUGACCCACCCGGUAGGACAAUCGAUACAGAUGAUGAACUUGGCUCAGACUUGGCAUCAAGACGAAAUCCUCCCUCAGAAUUACUAAGUGAAGGAACAAGCCCAGUCAGUGUAUCUGAACCUCAGCUUGAAGAAAAUGUAGGAUUUCCGCAAAGGUUCUUUAUCACUACGAAAAAAGAAGAAAGAAAAAUUCCCGAGGUUCCUGCAGUUAUCAUAGGGUCUUCAGUCCACCACUCUGUUCUCGAAGGUGGCAUGAUUCGUUCUUGCAUGCCAUUUUUUGUGAGGACUGUCACUGGAAAGACGGUCUCUCUCCACGUGCAACCUUCAUGCACCGUUAUGAGAGUGAAAACAAAAAUUCAAGACAAAGAAGGAAUCUCACUGGACCAGCAACGUUUAAUCUUUGCUGGUAAGGUACUUGAAGAUGGUCGUAACUUGGGUCACUACAAAAUUGGGGAAAAAUCCACACUGUACCUGGUUCUCAGAAAUCACCUAGCCAUGCAAAUCUUUGCAAAAACUCUCACUGGAAAGAAGAGCACUCUUAACGUAAACUCAUCCGACACCAUAAAUAUUGUGAAAACAAAAAUUCAAGAGCAAGAGGGAAUCUCAUCUGAUCAGCAAUGUCUACUCUUUGGUGGUAAGCAACUCGAAGACGGCCGCCCUUUGAGCGACUACAACAUUACAAAUGAAUCCACGCUCUACUUGGUUCUAAAAAUUCGUGUUAGCAUGAAAAUCUUUGUAAAGAAGCCCAGUGGAAGUCCAAGCAUUCUGAACGUAGACAAAUCAGACACUAUAGGGAAUGUGAAAGUGAAAAUACAGGACCAAGAAGGCAUCUCAAAAGACCAGCAAAAUAUUUUCUUUGUCGGCCAGCAACUCGAAGACGACCGUACUUUGGGUGACUACAAUAUUCAGAAUAGUGCGACCUUGCACUUGGUUCUAAGAGGAGCUCACAGUGGCAUGAACAUUUUCGUCAAGACUCUGACCGGGAAGAAUUUGCCUUUGUGCGUAGAACCAUCAGAUACCAUAGAGAAGAUGAGAACGAAAAUUCAAGAGCAAGAGGGUGUCCCAGUGGAUCAACAACGUCUAAUAUUUGCUGGAAAGCUACUAUAAGAUGGCCAUACUUUGAUUGACUAUAAUAUUAAAAAAGAAUCAACUAUACAAUUGCUUCCAAGACUUAGUAGCAUGCACAUCUUUGUUAGGACUCUCUCCGGAAAGACUUUCAAUUUGGAGGUGGAACCUUCAGACUCAAUAGCGAAUGUGAAACUGAAACUUCAAGAACUAGAAGAUAUCCCGCUUAGCCAACAACACUUGAUUUUUAGGAACCAAGAAAUCAGAGACCAUCUAACGUUAGAAGACUACAAAGUAACAGGAGCGUCAACGAUAUAUUUGCGACGUAAGGAAGAACCCGACAGAAUACUUAUCGAUGUCAAGUUACCUAAUGAAAGGAAUAUUUAUAUAGAUGCCUCACCAAACGAUAAUUUGGAGAGUGUGAAAAAAAUUAUUCAAGAAAGAGAGGGGGUUCCUAUCGAUCAACAACACCUCAGCUUUGUUGGCGGGAAAGUCUUAGACGACCACCGUCCUUUGAGUGAGCACCACAAUCAGACCGAAUUAACCUUACGACUGGAUGUGAAACAAGAAAAUAAUGCUUUCCUGAUUCAUGUAAAGACACGAUCUGGAAAAAUGAGGAUCACAAUAGACGCUGUGUCAGGACACACUAUUCAGGAUGUUAAAAGGAAAAUAACAGAAGAGAUGGGAAUAUCAACAAAUCGGCUACAACUCAUGUUUCACGAUCAGGAACUUGAUGAUGAACUCCGCACUCUGGAAAGCUACCACAUCACCAGAGACUCAGCCAUUGAGUUGGUUAUCCGAAGGACACAAGGCGACCAAAUGCACAUUUACAUGAAAAUGCAAAAUGGUAUUAGAAUCGUAAUUGAUGUAUCACCGGAUGAUAAGAUCACAAAUUUAAAAAGAAAAAUAAAGGACAUGCUAGGAACACCGGUUAACAAGCAGCUGAUCACUUUUGGUGACACAGAACUCGAAGGUGACAACAAACUGAGUGACUUCCACGUUGAACAUGGAUCCACACUAUCUAUGAUCACCAGUUCUACGACUCAUGAUAACUGUAUCGUAAGUUAACUAGACUAAGGUCAAUAAGAAUCAAAUGUCGGUAUGCAGACCAGAUUGAUUGAGGACAAAGAAAUUUGAAAACUCUAGAAACAACGAAGCCUGUGUCUUUGAAUUGGACACACUUUAUUUAAUUGCCGAGAGCUUGCUGGUAGAACCAGCGAUGAAUUUUAUUGGAUCUUGGCUGCACGAUAGUGAUAGGCGGAACCCUGUGUGUUCGUGGAACAUAUUUAAAGAUAAUGCUAAGGAUUCCUGAGCCUGCCUGUAUUCCAAGCGUUGCAUCACCAAUCAGUUUUGCAUAAUUUUUUCGCGUUUAGCUAAGCUAGAAUGACUAAAAGCAUUCGAGAGGCAGCCUGAUAAUGUGGCUGAUAAUUUAAUUCGCUGUUGGAUAAAAUAUCUGGUAUGUAUUCAAAAUAAUAGUGCAUAAAAAUGAAGUGGAAGUGUAAAUCACAAUAAGCAUCUACAGACACUAGAAAUAGAGAUAAAGAAAGAAGAACUUCCGCGUGGUCACACUUAGACCGUUCAGUCAUUAGCUUACUUUUUUUAUCGAUAUCUCUUUUCCCAGGAUUAUGAAUAGCAAGAGCUAUUUGAUAAAACCAAAACCAAGCACCACAGUUUUUUUAGAAACUGACUCCCUUUAUUAAUGUUGGAAUU
Molecule: messenger RNA, 6012 nt
Organism: Stylophora pistillata
Lineage: Eukaryota; Metazoa; Cnidaria; Anthozoa; Scleractinia; Pocilloporidae
Product: polyubiquitin-C-like
Source: RefSeq, a predicted model, not a curated record